Messenger RNA from Penicillium maclennaniae, 249 nucleotides. Its product is annotated as putative cell wall anchored protein. Lineage: Eukaryota; Fungi; Ascomycota; Eurotiomycetes; Eurotiales; Aspergillaceae. The transcript is spliced from 3 exons. The coding region runs from base 1 to 249 and encodes 82 amino acids. The record is from RefSeq and is a predicted model, not a curated record.
AUGUCUCUCAUCGAUCCGAUCAACAGGUUCUGCCAGCGAGUCGCAACCGCUGUGAAAAACGACACACUCUACAUUGAUGGCGGCCUGGAGGUAUUUGCAGAGAACAAUGGAGGAGCGCAGAAGUCGAACCCGAUCAUUGGAUACAAUGAGUAUUUGAUCGCAAUCGCGUUGAACGAGACAUGGGACUGGAAAGUGAAUAUUUCAGUGACAGCGUUCAAUAAAACGGCCGAUGCCAGCACGGGCACGUAA